UGUUGACCUGUUUAGCCCUACUACAACACCAUUCUCAUUCUUCUUCUACAAUUUAUUCAGUCGCCAUUCUACGCUCAACUCUAUCCAAACCCGGUUCUAAUCGGGUCAAACCUAAAUGCAGCCCACUAAUCCCACCGCCGCCGAACCUACAUUACCACCACCGCCACCAGAAAAACCACCACAGACAUUUCUAGACUUAAUCACAAGCGUCCUCUCCAUCCUCCUAGUCUCCUCCCUCACCGUCCGAUCCUUCAUCGGACGGUGGCAAGUCCUCCACGCAAAACUCACAUCCCUCCAGUCUUCAGUUUCUCUCCUCUCCGAUUCACCUCACUGGUCUCAAAACCCUCUCCUCCACACUCUACUCCCGUCGAUUCUCUCCACUCUCCAGCGCCUCCAUUCUCUCUGUAACCAGAGCUCACUCUCCUCCUUCAAUGGCGGUAAGCUUCUCUUCCAAAGCGAUCUUGAUAUCGCUUCUUCUUCGUUGUCUAACCACCUCCACGACCUUGAUUUACUGCUGAAAUCCGGUGUAUUACACCAGUCUAAUGCUAUAGUACUGUCGAACCCCGGCCCGAGUUCAACGGAGGAGGAGCUAGGUUUUUAUAUUAGAGAUCUUUUUACUCGGCUGCAAAUCGGCGGCGUUGAGUUUAAAAAGAAAGCUUUGGAUUCUCUCCUUCAGAUUCUAAAUGAAAAAUCGGCGAGUUUAGUUGCUAAAGAAGGCAACGUGGCGUAUUUGAUAAGUUUACUUGAUUUUAAUAAUAAUAAUCAUCGUUUGAUUCAAGAACAAGCGGUGUUAGCGGUUUCUAUAUUAGCGUCGGCGUCCGAUGAAGCGAGAAAAACUGUGUUUGAGCAAGGCGGGUUAGGGCCAUUGAUUCGGAUCCUUGAUUCGGGUUCUAUGUCGUUAAAAGAAAAAGCUGCAAUUGCUGUCGAAGCAAUCACUUCGGAUCCAGAUAACGGAUGGGCUAUUUUAGCAUACGGCGGCGUUUCGGUGUUGAUUGAAGUCUGCCGAUCUGGAUCAGAAGCGGCGCGUACUCACGCGGUUGGUGCUAUUAGAAAUGUGGCUGCCGUCGACGAUAUAAAAAUGGCUAUAGCGGAAGAAGGCGGCGUUUCAGUUAUUGUUAAUUUACUCGUCUCGAAUUCUUCUACUAAUGCAGCUAGAGAAAAAGCGGCGGAUUGUGCGGCGGUGAUGGCUUCCUCCGGCGAGUAUUUUCGCACGUUGAUAAUUAAAGAACGAGGAUUACAUAGAUUAAUGGAUUUAAUUCAAAGUUUACCUAAUUCAGAUACGCUAGAGCACGUUUUACGUGUAAUCAGUUCGUUAUCUAUCUCAGAAUCGGUAUCCAAAACUCUCUCCGCUUCGACAUUGUUCAUCAUCCGACUCGGCGAUUUUAUCCGGCAAGGAAACCUAAUUCUACAGCAAAUUUCAGUCACUUUACUCGCGAGUUUAACGAUCAGCGACGGCAAUAAACGCGCGAUUGAAGGAUGUGUAGCUUCGUUGCUAAAGCUAAUCGAGAUGCCGAAGCCGGCCGGUCUACAAGAAUCGGCGACGGUUGCGUUGGUUAAUUUAUUGACGGUGAAAUCGAAUAAGAAAGAGUUGGUUAGAGAUGAGAAAUGUUUGAUGAAAUUAAUUCAGAUGUUGGAUCCGAAGAAUGAGUUUGUUGCCAAGAAGUUUCCGGUUAUGGUGGUGGCCGCUUUAAUCAGCGGCGGAAGUGGCGAGUGUCGGAAGUCGCUAUUGGCUGCCGGAGCUCACCAGCAUUUGCAGAGUUUGGCGGAGAUGGAAGUCGCCGGCGCUAAAAAGGCGUUGCAGAGACUCGCCGGAAAUACGCUUAAGAAUAUUUUAUCCAGGACUUGGAGGGAAUUACAUUGAAAGUAACUAAUCCCCCCGCCAACGGAAGGAGUUUAUUUGGAUUUAUUAACUCAUCCAAGAUUGAGGAAACUACUUUUGAGGACAAAACAAAAGAAAUACACACCUCGUACACUCCGACCCUUUUUCUUUUCACCCUUUUAAUAUUAUUGCAUAUACUAUAUAAAAUAUUAAUUAAUCCUAAAACCAAUGUCACAUAUCUCCUAAUAUAAUGUUUUAAAUAUGUAGCAAAAGCAUGGAUGCGGUUUUUAUGGAGUAUCCUCAAUUGCUUUUGUCUCUAAUAUUUCUAAAAUCUCAUUAAUUUGAUUCACUCAUGAAGCUUGCAAGGGAGAUUAUGAUGAUGAUUGUUUGUAUUUUUGAUUUUUCCCCCCCCUUUUCUAAUAUAUCAAGUUUGCUUGAUAAUGUGUACAUGUUUUUUUUAUAUGUAAUGGCCCACAUGAAUUUUUGAUAGAAAGUGAGUAAUUAAUUGUUUUUUGUUGUUGA
Molecule: messenger RNA, 2341 nt
Organism: Mercurialis annua (annual mercury)
Lineage: Eukaryota; Viridiplantae; Streptophyta; Magnoliopsida; Malpighiales; Euphorbiaceae
Product: protein CELLULOSE SYNTHASE INTERACTIVE 1
Exons: 2
Coding region: 116-1861 (581 amino acids)
Molecular function (GO): protein binding
Source: RefSeq, a predicted model, not a curated record